Molecule: messenger RNA, 1140 nt
Organism: Coniophora puteana RWD-64-598 SS2
Lineage: Eukaryota; Fungi; Basidiomycota; Agaricomycetes; Boletales; Coniophoraceae
Exons: 2
Source: RefSeq, a predicted model, not a curated record
AUGAAAACUUUCUUCACUACUGUGUUGGGGUUUGAUCUUCGGCAAAUGAACUCGGAUGGUGUUCUAGGACGCGGUGAGGCAUACUAUGGGACCGUCGAGGCUCAGGGAAGGGGAACUCUGCAUUGCCACAUGCUUGUCUGGCUCGUUGGCUCUAUGAAUCCUGACCAAAUCAUGGCUCGCAUCAUCGAUGAAAGGGACAAUGAAUUUGAACAGAAACUACUCUCCUACUUAGACGAUUGUGUUUCAUCUUCAAUCCCAACUCCUAUUGACCCUGCAGUUUCGGUGGAAUCGGACCAUCAGCAUCCCUGCUCGGUGUAUCCCCUCUCGGAGAAUGCAUCGGAUUCGGAACGCUCGAAGGACUUACACAAUGUUGCCAAUAAAUCCCAACGACAUAAGCAUGGACCUUCAUGCUAUAAGUACUGGCGGGGCCCGCCGGAACCUAAGACAUGCAGGUACGACCUGGACGAAGACAAUGGCCGCGAGCAUAGCUUGGUUGAUCACAGUACAAGAACCCUUUACUUACGAUGCCUCGAUGGAAUGGUGAAUACCUAUAAUCCGUCCAUACUUGAGCUGAUGCGCUGUAAUAUGGACAUCAAAUAUGUUGGGUCUGGGCAAACUGCAAAGGCUAUACUACAUUACAUCACGGAUUAUAUUACUAAAACUCAGCUGAAGACUCACGUUGCAUAUGCUGCGAUAGAGACCGCGGUCACCAAACUUGGAGAGUUCAACCCUGCAAGUGAUGACGUCGUCAUCAGAAGCAAGAAACUCCUUCAGAAGUGCGCCUACAGCUUGAUUUCUAGACAGGAGCUUUCAGCGCAGCAAGUUGCCGCUUACCUUCUAGGAUAUAAUGAUCAUCUUACUAGUCACAGGUUUCGACGGUUUUACUGGGGGGCAUUUGAGCGGUUUAUUAGGUCACAAGAAAGCGCGUGUCCUGGUGAUAGCUCACUUGAUACAGUCGCGGAAUCUGAUGACGUCCCCUCAGAAGACACUGGCGAUAAAGAAACGGAAGAGCUGCUCGAACAUGAACCCGAAGAGGACGAGGUGAUGGUGGAUAUCAAUAACGAUGGCACCAUUGUUGCUGUUGGCUCUCGUGUACAAGACUACGUUUGGAGAGGGCACGAGCUGGAUGACCAAUGUUUG